AUGGCAUCCUGGGGGCACCUGGGAAUGAAUGUGCAGGUGUGGACCCACCUCAACCUCUCUGGUGCCACAGUUUCAGAGUGGGUUGGUCCCUCGUGGAGAACUCAUGCCAUAGCCCUGUAUCAGGUCAGCAACUCCGCUGGGCAGAUGUUGGCAGCUGGAUUGGCCUACGGUAUCCGAAACUGGAGAUUCUUGCAAAUUGCUGCCUCUGCUCCUACCUUCCUGCUCUUCUUCUACUUCUGGCUUCUACCAGAAUCUUCACGGUGGCUCCUCAUCUGGGGGAAGACAGAAGAGGCCAAACAACUGGUCAUGAAGGCAGCCUCAGUCAACAAGCGCAAGCUCUCCCCAGAGCUCCUGAGCCAGCUGGUCCCAGAGAAGCAAGCCCGCACAGGGAAUGCCUUAGAUCUUUUCAAGCAUUCUCAUCUGCAGAAGGUGACCCUGAUUCUCAUCUGGGUCUGGCCAACAGGCAUGGGGCUGGUGAGCUUCUUCUCCAAGACUGGUGGCAUCAUCACACCACUUGUCCUCCUGCUGGGUGACUACCACAUGGCCAUCCCUAUGCUCAUCUUUGGCAGCACCCCCAUUGUGGCAGGGGCGCUCUGCUUCCUGCUGCCUGAGACACGUGGCCAGAGUCUGAAGGAUACCAUCCAGGACCUGAAUCCAUGUCCCCAGCCAGGGUCCUUGAAUUCAGAGACCCUGGAAAAAGGAAGGGAGACUGCAGGAAACAUUCCAUUUCAACAGUAG
This is a messenger RNA of Octodon degus (degu), 738 nucleotides long. Its product is annotated as solute carrier family 22 member 13-like. The transcript has 5 exons. Gene Ontology annotation, cellular component: membrane. The coding region runs from base 1 to 738 and encodes 245 amino acids. Gene Ontology annotation, biological process: transmembrane transport. Gene Ontology annotation, molecular function: transmembrane transporter activity. The record is from RefSeq and is a predicted model, not a curated record. Lineage: Eukaryota; Metazoa; Chordata; Mammalia; Rodentia; Octodontidae.